GAUGAAGGGUGCCUUGGAGAAGAACAUCCUAAGCGACUACGACACCCACUCAUACGAGAGUAUGCGGGCAUUAUGCGACCGCUUCAACCGCGCUAUCGACUCCGUUGUCGCCUUGAAAUGAAAUGGAAAACGCAAAGCAGCCGAAAAUAAUGUGAAUUUUACGCGAUGAUGUCCCUAACCGGCCUAAACAAUAUUAUAUGCAAAAUCAGAGAAUGAAUGUGGGGCAGUGAGGGAAAAAUAGCGGGGAGCGGGCGAGAUGUGAGAGGGCCAUGAGGGCCAAAAUGGCGUCAGACAACGAGGACGCAACAUAACGAUCGAUGGUUGUAGCCAUAGCAGACGGCGCACGAGAGAAAUCUAUUAUUAAACCAUGCAUUCUAUUCGUUACGACGAACAUAGAACUUGGUAACAAUAUCCAAAUAUAAACAGAAACGUCUUCGAUAGAAUUAGUUAUUCGGGUUGCUCCUUUCCUAAUUACGCAACAACCCUUUUAUAAGAAUGUAUCGCCUGGUUAAUCAUUAUCUAGUAAUUAAUUUCUAUAAACACCAUUUAGAGAUUAUAUACAAUUACAGCGGUUUUUUAUUGUGGAAUGGAUAAAAUAACAUAGCCAACGUAGUGAUAUUAGUUCGAAAAGUAGGAUCAAUACUAUAUUGUAUCGAAUAAUUCCAAAUUCGUUUUCGAUUUCCUAUGAUGUCAUUAGAACUGAUGACUACCUCGCAUACUUAACACGUUCGUUCGUUACCUUGAGUCCGCCGUGUAGGAAGCUUAGUACGUAUAACACGUAUCAAUUCCACUCAAGUACUAGUUAUAUUCAUCACAGUGUAACAAAAUUAUUACCGUGCAUCGUCUUACGGUGCUCACUUUAACUCGUGAAAGUCUUUGAAUCACAGUCAUCGACAUUACCCGAUCUUCAAGUUGAUUGACCUCUGUAGCGGACAUACGUCUCAACUCUCAACCAAAAGUUGCCUUCGUACAUUGUUUUAGGAGCAAUCUUAAAUUAUCAUAAAUAUUUAUUUAUUUCCGGCAAUCAUAACAUUUUUGAAUUUAUUUCCAAUGGGACUUAAAUUUUAACUUUGACCUCUAAUUAAAAUAUUACGGGAAAUAGUUGAAAUGGGGUCUAAUUUAAAAUGUAAUGAUUACCAAAUUAGGAUGUAUUUUCGAGAAGCUUUUAUUUUUAAUAAUAAAAUAACGCCGCCGCAGACUUGACGGAUCCCUGUUAGUAGAGUAUAUUACGUAAACUACAAUAAAACCGAGCUUGUUGAAUGCUAAGCUAUAAUAUUUUUUAAUAUAUAUAAACUAUAAAUCAGAUUCGUAUUAAUUUUAAUCACAAAGAAUUGUUAUUCAAAUGCGUAUCGAUUAAAAUUUUGGUGCGGGGUCGCAUAAGAGGGCAAUGACCGUAAUAUUGAGCGAAUGUCUCACGUAGUGUUUUUAACCUUAAGCUUGUAUAGAUAAAAUUAAUUUUAACUUUAUUUAUUCAAAUAAGUUAUAGUUAUUAUAUCAAGUAGUAUUUUGUUAUUAUAACAAGCUUAUUUAAAAGGCUCCCCCACGAAUGUAUAACAAAUAUUCUUUUAUUCGUUACAUGUUCAUUGGUACAUAGGUUAAGUAGUUCAUAUAGCUAUGAAUGAUUUGCGUAAUCAACGUAAACAAAGCAGGAGGCUAACGCAAACCUCGAGGCCACAACGCCCACAAGUACAGGUUUACAUGUCGGGUCUUUUGAGAAAGGUACUUCACUGCCUGCUCAGCGCCUAAACAAGUACCCGUCCAGAGCAUUGUUGAAACACAUACUGCAACAAACUUAUAACCAAGCCGUUGCUGACCCAGAAAAGUUAAACCAAUAUGAGCCUUUUUCGCCCGAGGUGUAUGGUGAGACCUCUUUCGAGCUAGUAUGUCAAAUGAUAGAUCAAAUAGAUAUCACAGCAGAAGAUGUGUUCGUGGACUUGGGUUCGGGCGUCGGGCAAGUUGUAUUGCAGAUGGCUGCUGCGACACCUUGCCGCAUCUGUUUUGGUGUCGAGAAAGCGGAAGUGCCUAGUAAAUAUGCAGAGAAUAUGGAUUCGAAUUUUAGAAUGUGGAUGAAAUGGUACGGAAAAAAGUAUGGGGAAUAUAAAUUAAUAAAAGGAGAUUUUUUAAUGGACGAACAUAGAGAAAAGAUAAAUUCGGCGACCAUAGUUUUUGUUAAUAAUUUUGCGUUCGGACCUCACGUCGACCACCAGUUAAAGGAGAGAUUCGCAGAUUUAAAAGACGGCGCCAAAAUCGUGUCUUCGAAGAGCUUUUGUCCACUUAACUUUAGGAUAACAGACAGAAACCUCAGCGAUAUCGGGACCAUCAUGCACGUUAGUGAAAUGUCGCCGCUGAAAGGAUCAGUCUCGUGGACUGGGAAGCCAGUAUCUUACUAUUUACAUAUAAUAGAUAGGACCAAAUUAGAGAGAUAUUUUCAAAGACUGAAAAAUCCGAAACUCAAGGUCAGCAAAAGGGGUAUACAAAAUGGGUGUGAAGAGGGAGAAAGCAGUAAGAGGAAUCUAAGUGCGCCUCCCACUAGGCAAUCGACGCCGGACUUGCUCAAUGGAAAUAGCAAUCACAGUACGGGGUCUUUGCCUGAGAGGAGAAGGAAAGUUGCGCGGCCUAGACCGAUUAGAGGUGAAAAUGGACGGACGCGUGCGCGCGCAGCAGUAGCAAAGCGUCGCCCGGCGAGACGCUCCAGUGAUGAAAGUGAUGAAGAGUCCAGCGGAACUGAUGAUGCCCCACCAGGGCCUGAGCCCGCGCCCAGGGAAUGGGGCGCUCCCUGGGCCUCCUCAUCUGAUUCUAAUCGUCGCGGGCGCAGCUCAAAGCGGAGUGCCAGUGCCGGUGGGGCUCGGAGACGCGCGGCCAGAGCCAAGCGACGCAGAGGUGCGAGGCCUAAUAUAGCAGGACUGGAUUUGUUGCAUUCCACCACGCUGGCUUCCACCAUACAUAAUGGCGCGGUGACGACAGCGCCACCUGGCUGCGUAGAGCAACGUUUAUCAGCAUUGGGAGUAUCCUUACAAUCGCCUGAACGAUUACAUUCAGAACUAGAGAUUCCACGUUCACCGCACACACCAUACAGUUUACAACUAUUGCUCGAUAUGUUUAGAGACCAGUAUUUAGCUUUUAUCACGCAAAUGAACACACCGCAAUACGCCCACGAUAUCAGACAGCAGAUUGAUAAGGAGAAGGAAAGAAACCAAAAAUUAAAAUCAAGAGCCUCUCAGUUAGAUAAACAAAUAAGUGUGCUAAUAAGUGACAGUGUGGCGCUUCUAAAGGCUAGGAUGAGUGAACUUGGUAUUCAUGCCAAUAAUACCGUGGACUUGUUGGCGAAAGCAAAGGAAAUCGUCGGGAGACAUAAGGAGCUUCAGAGUAAAGCUAGUAAAUUACAAGCACAGGUAUCAAAUAUAGAAGUGGAACAAGCAAUGCUUGUGAAACAAAGGACGUUUGAAAUAACUGAAAAAUAUCGGCAACUGGGUCACAUCCCGCCCGACGUCGAAAUAACUCAAAGCAUAGCGCACGACUGCAUAUUAAAGGAGAUAUCGGCGACUCUAGCGCAUAGGAAGAGACUUCACGCACAAGUUGGACAUCUUCAGAACGAAAUAAUUCAGAUGGAGAAAGCAAGUGAGCAACAGAAAGCAACACCGAGCGUUCCCGUUGCUACCGUUAAGCCUCAUACAGUCAAUUCUAAACCUAGAAAGUCUAGGGACCACAGAUCGAGGUCACAAGACUGGCCCGAUGUGCCUGAUGUAGGCAAGAUUGAAGAACAAAACCCAGAAAUUCUAGCUCAGAAAAUACUAGAGACAGGUCGACAGAUUGAAGCCGGCAAGAUCUCAAAACCUAACGUUAUAGUUAAUGGGUAUUUGAAGGAUCUAGAUAGACACGCGGAUCAUAGGCAAAAGUCGGCAGUCCAAAUCAAUCGCGCGCACGUACCGGCACGUCCGGGCGUGCCAUUGGCCCGUUCGCCUGUCAAGUCCCAGAAGCCGCUGAACGUGGUCGCCAAAGUCCAAGAAUCGCCGAAGGUCAUCAACUUCGAAGACCGUCUGAAGAGCAUCAUCACCUCUGUGCUUAAUGAAGACCAGGAACAGCGGAAGGCGUCAAGGCUUGAGCCCAGGCAACCCACCCCAAAUCACACGUUCAGCAAUGGUUACGUGAGACCAAACGUGCCCCAUCAGGGCUAUGUACGGCCGCAAACUGGAAACGCCGUCCAAGCUUACGCCCGCCCCAUUCGGGAUUUACGUGACCCUCGGGACUUACGCGACCCACGGGAAAUACGUGACCCAAGAGAAAUGCGUGACCCUAGGGAAUUGCGUGACCCACGGGAACUACGUGACCCAAGAGACUUGCGUGACCCACGUGAUAUGAGGGAUGUAAGGAGAGAGCGAUACGGGUAUGAACGCCGUGAGCCGAGGCCGUCGCAUGCGCAUCACGAGCCCAGACCGCCUGAUAUGAGGAAUCAUCACCCCGGACAGCCAGAUUAUACACAGGUGUCCCCAGCAAAACUAGCCCUCCGUCGUCACUUAUCACAAGAACGCGUGUCAGGUGGAGCUCGUACCAUCGGGGACCUGGUGAAUGGAGAGAUCGAGCGAACGCUGGAAAUCUCCAACCAGAGCAUCAUCAACGCAGCUGUGCAUAUGAGUGCCCGGUACCAUGAGCCGCCUCAAACACAAACGCAUCAGCCGUUAGAAGGUCUCGCAGCAUGUUUACAAGCGCGUGUCCUAGCGUCGGAGUACUGGCGGGGUCGCGCAGGCCAAAACCCCCCUGCACCAGGGGAGGCCGAAGACGCAUCAAGGCGAAACACUCCUACGCUUGACCCCCACUCAAAUACAUCCACGCCGUUGGUUGAUGAGAUGCCCGAUCGGCCCCCAGAAGGCGAGGGCGGUGAGGAAGUCGAGGAGAGCAAAUGGCAAGAUCGUAUCGCGUUCAGGUUUGACCAGAUCAUAUCGUUCGCGUCCACCGCUAUGGAGGACAAGCACCGGAGGUCGGACGAGGCGUGUAACACGUCGCCGGACUCGGGAAUAGGUCACGGCGAGGCCGCCCGCCCCACGGCUAACGAGCUGCCCGCCCAAGCCGUCCAGCCGACUGCCCCUCCUCCCACACCGACCGAUCCGGUGAUCACUGAGGUAAACGCCGAGAGCGCUCCCGGAGAAAGCAACGCGCCGAACGAAGCGCGUUCCCCUUCGCCGCCCACGCACCACUUCAAGAAACGGUUCUUCCGUCGGUCGCGGUGGGGUGCUUGGGGGGCGGCGGAGGGGGCUCCCUCCACGCCCCCUCCGGCGCUCGAAUGGGAGAGGCCGCCCAUGUGACGCUCGAGCAUCUAGCGCCCGAGACUUCGACCGCGCAUCGCCUCAUAGCCCCCUCUCAGGUGACGGAGUAGCCCCGUCACCGCUCUAGAGCCCGGGCGAUCCGGAUCACAUCGGAUUACCCCUCGGACAAUCAGCGCCAAUGUUCAAUUACGUUUUCUUGGAUAUGCCAGAAAACGCCGCUUGUACCGUGUCGUUUCUAACACAUUGAUUUACCAAAAAUAAUAUUUUUCAUUUUGCGUUGACGCAAAUUGAACUGCGGUGUGUAGCACUAGUGAAAACUCGCGUUAAACAGAUCGAUAUAAGAACACUGCCGCUCGGAAAGUCGCGUUUGCGAUAUGUUGAUUAACGAUUUUAUUUGUUAUUAUUUUCGAAUAUAUAUUGUAAUUAUGUAUAUUAUUGAGUUUAUUUUACGUUUAAGAAAUGUAAUUAUUUAGUGUUAGUUUAUAUCGUCGUAUUCCGGAACGUAGCGAACGAUCGCGCGGCGAAAUGUAUUUCAUGUGUUCAUUUAGCUCUUAGAAUUCGAAAUACACAAUUCGGUGACUGCUAACGGUUCGUUUUUACUCCGGUUUUGAUGGAUGUUUGUUGUUUUUCUUUUCGUUUUUGAUGUUACGGUGAGUUCUGAAUAAUGUGAAUCAUUUCUUUGAGGGUGUCUUAAAUUAGAUAAUUGUAUCGUUAACGUUGUAAAUACUACUGGUAGAAUACUAUAGGACGAAUAAGCGGUUAGAAUAAUUCGGUUAAAUAUAUUGUUCGCUUAAAUCAAGCUCCAGAUACUGCCGUUUAAGCCGCUGCCUUAUGGUACAUAAAAUCGUGAUAUUUUUAAAUAACAGGAACAAAGUCUAAUUAGACACGAAGCGAAAAUGAAUUUUAAAUCUUUUGUUGGAUUUUUUUUAUAAUUAAAUGUAUCCAUUACAUAUAUUCCAUCUUGUUCAUAAUUUAUUAUUUUUCGAAUAAGGACGCUCUUAAAUUUUUUAAAAGUAAUGUAUUAUAAAUAAAUUGAUAAAUUACAAGAUUGAAUAGAUGUAAUGGUUAUUAUAUUCAUACUUUUAAUUAGUCAAAAUUGCAGGCGCAAUGUCGUAAUCGUGCCAAAGUGUAUGUCUCUCGAGUUUUAUCACGUUGGAUAAAUCCUCGUUGUGAAUGAGUUACAGGCAUGUUUGUCACUGUUAUUUAGUAUUAUAGCAGUGAUUUUCACUGUUAUUGGCACGGUAUUGCAAUAGCCUUAUUAAUAGUUCCUCCAAUUCGAAUGCUAGGGACACUGCACACGUUCAAUUGUAUAUAGAGAUGCAUUUCUUUUAUCGUGAAAUGCAUUUUAGUCAAGUAGUUGUCGCUAGGAACAGGGUCGACGUCGUUCGAAAUAACGUUUUCAAGUUUUUAUAUUACAUGCAUGAUGUACCGAGUGUAAAUUGUUACUAUCGCUCAGAAGUAUCCGCCUUUUAGGUGUAAGGCUUACCUUUAUUAAGGUCAUGGAUUUCUUAGACAUUUUAUGUAAUAAUUCGAAAAUCAUGUAGUUAUAUUAUCUGUUAAAUUUAUGGGUUUCUAUUGUUUCAAUGUGUCUCUUUAUGAGACAUGGAAAUACGCACUUAAUGUCUUUUACGAUGGCGUUUAAACAAAAUUUAAUGUAAUGUAUUAAUAAUUUUAUCUAUAAAAUUGAUACGUUUGUUGUAAAUUGUUGCAAAGCUCAUUUAACGGGAUUUUACAUCAUAAUACAAGGAUCGUAUUAUGUUUUAAGGUUUGGUUUAUACUUAUUUGUUUCAUUGUAUUUAUUUACUAUCGAUUCGGAGAUAUAAAAUAUUUUAAAUACACUUAAUUAUUACCCUUUGUCAUUGCAACAGUUAUUUUAGGAAAGAUUUAUGAAGACUAAUUCAGGCUUAAUGAAAUCAAAAUAGAUAUAUACUUUAUAAAAAUGAUACAAUAGAAGACUUUGUAGAAGUUGAUAAUUUUUAAAGUGGACCAUUGUAUGGAAUGGGUAUACACCGUUGUCUUAUAUACAUUGAAUUUAAAUUGUCGUUCGCUAGUUUAGUAAUUGCAGUAAAAAUAGUGAUCAUUUUAGCAAGUGAUAUUUAAAUUAUAUAUUUAUCAUUCUCAUAAUGCACUUCACUAUCAUUAAGAUAAGGGUUUUGUCAUAAAUUGAUUGUGAAAGUGUUAAACGCUCUUGAAUAAAAAGGUGGAGAUUAAUGUAUAAAGAAAGAGUUAUUAAUAGUAUAAUGCUUGUUGUACAUUAAUGGCAAUAUAUACAAUAAUGUCAUUGGUGUAUCAUAAACAUUGGAGUGCACUGGCUUGAUUGUGCCUGAAACUCAACAAUGCCGCUCCAAACCUCAAAAUUACUUAUGUAUUCGUGUAAGAUACUUGUAAUGUAAGUAAAAUCGGUUCGGAAGUACCAUUAGUGUGGUAGCGUUAUAUUGGCGUUCAAUAUAGCUUGGCCCACGACUCGAAGAGUGAUUGCAUUAUUCAGUUUUGACUAACUUUUAUUUUAAUUGGGGAAAAUGAGCUAAUCAGUGUGACGUUAGUGUCUAAAAUAGUACAAAUGAGAAGACUUAUUGUCGUAAGACUCGGACUAUUCAUCAAUUGCAAAAGCUAGGUUUGAGAUGUAUCCCUGUGUACUAGUUUUAUUUUGUACUAAAAGUUAAAAUAAAUAAGUAAUUAAAA
Molecule: messenger RNA, 7943 nt
Organism: Pieris napi
Lineage: Eukaryota; Metazoa; Arthropoda; Insecta; Lepidoptera; Pieridae
Gene: gpp
Product: histone-lysine N-methyltransferase, H3 lysine-79 specific
Exons: 17
Coding region: 1890-5300 (1136 amino acids)
Biological process (GO): DNA damage checkpoint signaling; regulation of transcription regulatory region DNA binding; DNA repair
Cellular component (GO): nucleus
Molecular function (GO): histone H3K79 methyltransferase activity
Source: RefSeq, a predicted model, not a curated record